GAUGUAUACCGCCCAUUUAUCCGUUUGCCGAGAUAACAGGGUGGGAAACGGCCGUCUGGCCGGCAUCGGGUUUAGCCACUUUCCCAUCCCCUGUCCCCCAAGAGUCGAACGUCAAUCAUCACCCCGGUUAAGUCUAAGCCCUCUGACGAGCUUAGCGGCCCCAGGCAGCAGACCAAUAAAGUUAACGUUGAUCGCCCCCAUGUCUCCCGCCUUUUGCUCCCUCCCCAAUCACAAUGCUUCCCGAGGUCCCCACGUUUCCGCCAGAACACAUUCCCAUCGUCUCUCGUAAUUACUUAUCUUGAGCUGUUCGCCGUCGUUCCGACUUGUUUACUUCAUUCCCUUCUCUAACAUUUCCACGACUUGGCGUCGCAUCUGCCAAAGCAUCACACAUCGAUGAAGGAAAGCUCGUCUGACUCUGGCCCUUAUAUAGAUCGCAUACGCUCAUGGGCUAGAACGCACGCGCAUGGAGGUUCGAAACGACCCGACAACAGCACGCUGCCCUUGACCAACCCCCAAGCCUCCUCAUCACAGCACUCGCGUAACAGCGAGAAAGAUGCGGGCCGCGAUGGAUUCAACGGCGGUGUGUCCGUCGUCGAUCCUAGCAACCAGACAGAGAAGCCCCCGUCGCAUAACAGCAAUGCCGACAGUCCAGCUGGUGCGGCAUCUGAAACGACGGGGUCGGGGACUCUCGUAGACAACGGCGAACAGAAGAAGAAAGCUCCCGUCAUGCGUCGGUUCUACCUGACCAGCAAGAAAAUCGUCUUCCACAGCUGGAUCAAUCUGGGCUUGGUGUUUGUCCCCGUCGGCAUUGCCAUUGCCAAGGUCCCGGGCAUGCCCCCCGGCGCUGUCUUUGGUGUUAAUGCCGUCGCCAUCAUCCCCCUGGCUGGGCUUCUGAGCCACGCGACCGAAUCCGUGGCUCGUAAGCUUGGUGAUACCAUCGGCGCUUUGCUGAACGUCACAUUCGGUAACGCGGUAGAACUUAUCAUUUUCAUAAUUGCGUUGGUCAAAGGCGAGAUUCGCAUCGUCCAAGCCUCUUUGCUUGGCUCCAUCCUGGCGAAUUUGCUGCUCAUUUUGGGCAUGUCUUUUUUCCUGGGUGGAUUGCGUUUCCGAGAACAAAUCUACAACAGCACCGUUACUCAAAUGAGCGCCUGCUUGCUCAGUCUGAGUGUCAUCAGUCUCGUUCUGCCCACGGCCUUCCAUGCAUCGUGGAGCGAGUCGCACAAACUCGAAGCCGACGCCGAGUCACUCAAAAUUAGCAGAGGCACCAGUGUUAUCCUCCUGUUGGUGUAUGUCAUGUACUUGUUGUUCCAGCUGAAAUCGCACGCGUACAUGUACGAAUCCACACCACAACACAUCAUUGAUGAGGAGUCUACUCCUGGUCCUGCCGCUGCCUGGCUCGACAACUCCAGUUCGGACUCGAGUUCUUCAUCAGACUCGGACUCGGACGGAUCCAAUUCGUCCAACAACACUGUUUCUAAGCGCGUCAAGAGGGCCAUUCGCUCGAGACGCCGCAGAAAGUCGAGCGUAGCUUCGGUCGACACCGCUGAUGUACCCACCCGAACUCCGUCUUUCGGCACCAACAACGCUAGCCCCACCCAUGACGGUUCAAAAUCUGGCGAGUCUUCCAAUGGCCCAGGUAGUUUCUUCCCCCGGAUGAAUACCGAAGGUAGCGAGGAGGUAAUCGAAGAGGAGCCAGCGAAACGCCCCAGCAAGCGCCAUCGCAAGUACUCGAAACGAAAGCAUCACAAGCAUAGGAAAACCUCCCCCCCGCUGGACCCCGAUGGCAAUGCUGCAUCCACACCUGGCGAUAACGUUGGGGUGGUCGUGCCGCAGGAUCUCGCCACUGCCAGCCACAGCAACGGAGACUUGAUUACCCGUCGCGUCGAUUUUGCUGAUAGAAUCACCAAUCUCGAUGGGCCCGUCGACGGCGCCCCGACGGGUACCAAGCGGCCAUUCAAUAAUAUUCGUGGCCUGUCAUUCCUACCGGUCAAGAACUUGGCUCCGCCCGUCUUCGCUCAGACGCCUAAUGCGCAAGUAGCACUUGUAGGUGCCGCUGGGCCGGUGCCUCGCGUUCGAUAUGGCAUCCGCAGAACUAAUUCGCUCCCCGACAGACUGAACAACCAGUAUCAGUUUCGACCUCCCGGGGCGAUGUUACCCUCUCAGAUCCCCCCCUCGGCGCUGUCUGGCGAUGUGGGCGAGGCAGGUGAGGUGCAUGAUGACGACAUGUCCAGAACUGCUGCCAUCAUCAUGUUGCUUAUUUCCACGGCUCUGGUCGCCAUUUGCGCCGAGUUCAUGGUUGACUCGAUUAACGAAGUGGUCGCCACGACCGACCUGAAGGAAAUUUUCAUUGGUCUUAUCAUUUUGCCCAUCGUCGGAAACGCGGCCGAGCACGUGACGGCUGUGACCGUGGCAAUGAAGAACAAAAUGGAUCUUGCGAUCGGUGUGGCGGUCGGCAGUUCUAUUCAGAUUGCCCUCUUCAUUACGCCCCUUGUGGUCAUCUUGGGCUGGAUCAUCGACCAAGACAUGACAUUGUACUUCACCCUGUUCGAGACGGUGUGCCUCUUCAUCUCGGCCUUCAUCGUCAACUUCCUUGUUUUGGACGGCCGAAGCAACUACCUCGAGGGUGCUCUUCUGUGCGCUACCUACAUCAUUAUUGCUGUGGUGGCCUUUUUCUACCCGCAAGGCGAUGACGCCAGCGAAUGGGCUGGAAACCAAUCAACGCGGCGAUGAGAGAGUUAUGGCUACGACACCUACUCUCUUUAAUAAGUGGGCGUGGAUGAUGAUACUUCUGAUCACUGAUGGCGUACGCAGUAUGAGGUACGGUUUGGCAUUUUAGGAGCGCACCCAACUUGGCCCUAUGUGUAGGAUGGAGGGGACUCAGUACAUAUGUAUCUACGGCAGAUCUACAACACUGGCUGCAAUCCAUAACAAAUAGAACACGCUGGAGGCAUUACGGCCUGGGAAGCCGAUGAUGUCGGGUACACUUCAAAUUAUUACCUAACAUCCACCUUUAUGUACUUGGUACAUUUCCCCUGCGCUUCGAGUGAUAUCGAAAGUCAAAUCGCCC
Molecule: messenger RNA, 3067 nt
Organism: Pseudomassariella vexata
Lineage: Eukaryota; Fungi; Ascomycota; Sordariomycetes; Amphisphaeriales; Pseudomassariaceae
Product: Sodium/calcium exchanger protein-domain-containing protein
Exons: 2
Coding region: 394-2730 (778 amino acids)
Biological process (GO): intracellular calcium ion homeostasis; calcium ion transmembrane transport
Cellular component (GO): fungal-type vacuole membrane
Molecular function (GO): calcium:proton antiporter activity
Source: RefSeq, a predicted model, not a curated record